Messenger RNA from Solanum stenotomum, 989 nucleotides. RefSeq names its product transcription factor MYB4-like. NCBI's taxonomy places the organism in Eukaryota, Viridiplantae, Streptophyta, Magnoliopsida, Solanales, Solanaceae. Bases 107 to 913 code for a protein of 268 amino acids. The transcript has 3 exons. The record is from RefSeq and is a predicted model, not a curated record.
AUUUCUCACACACACAAAAAAAAAACACUACUACUUUUGAAGAAGAAUACCAAAAUUCAAUUGAUUAAAGAUAAAAAAAAAAAAGUUCAUCAAGUUAAAGAAAAAAAUGGUUAGAGCUCCUUGUUGUGAGAAGAUGGGGUUGAAGAAAGGGCCAUGGACUCCAGAAGAAGAUCAAAUUCUCAUCUCUUACAUUCAAUCAAAUGGUCAUGGCAAUUGGAGAGCCCUCCCUAAACUAGCUGGAUUAUUGAGAUGUGGAAAGAGCUGCAGACUUCGUUGGACAAAUUAUUUGCGUCCAGAUAUUAAAAGAGGAAAUUUCACAAGAGAAGAAGAAGAUAGCAUUAUUCAAUUACAUGAAAUGCUUGGCAAUAGAUGGUCUGCGAUAGCAGCUAGAUUACCGGGACGAACAGAUAAUGAAAUUAAGAAUGUAUGGCACACUCACUUGAAAAAAAGGCUUAAAAAUUAUCAGCCUCCUCAAAACUCCAAAAGACACUCAAAAAACAACAAUGAUUCCAAAGCUCCUUGUACUUCUCAAAUUGAUUUGAAAAGUUCAAACAAUUUUAGCAACAACCAACAAGACGGGCCCGGGCUUGGGUCCGGCCCGAACUCUCCACAAUUGUCAUCUAGCGAGAUGUCGACUGUCACGGCCGAUUCACUAGCCGUGACAAUGGGCAUCUCGAAUGGUAGUGAUCAAAUGGACUCAUCUGAAAAUUUUAUCCCAGAGAUCGACGAGAGUUUUUGGACAGACGAUUUAUCCACGAGAGGUGGUGAAGAAUUACAAGUUCAAUUUCCAUUUCAUGACAUGAAGCAAGAAAGUGUGGAGAUGGAUGUUGGAGCAAAAUUAGAGGAUGACAUGGACUUUUGGUACAAUGUUUUCAUAAAGUCUGGGGACUUAUUAGAGUUACCAGAAUUUUGAGGGGUUAAUUUUGUUGUUUUCAAAACUUGAAGUAGUGGAAUGCCAACUAAUUAUUAGUGGUGCUUUGGGAUUUUUU